GUAACCCUCCCUUUUUGCUUGUGGAAGCAGGAGAAGCUAUAGCUUUGGGGUUUCAGCAUUAUAUUUUGGCCUUAGGAACUGUUGUGAUGAUCCCUUCUUUUCCUGUCCCUUUGAUGGGAGGAACUGAUGAUGAUAAAGUAAGAGUGAUUCAGACACUGCUAUUUGUUGAAGGGAUUAAUACACUUUUACAAAGACUGUUCGGAACUCAACUACCUACCGUUGUAGGCGGUUCUUAUGCCUUCAUGGUUCCCAUCAUAUCAAUAAUUCAUGAUACUUCUUUGCUGAGUAUUGAGGAUAACCAUAUGAGAUUUCUAUAUACUAUGAGAGCUGUCCAAGGUGCACUAAUAGUAGCAUCAAGCAUACAAAUUAUCUUGGGAUACAGUCAAAUGUGGGCUAUUUCCACCAGGUGCAACUUUGAUCUUACAUGGAGUUUCUGUAUCAAAAUUAUGGAGAGUCAUAAUUUGAGAACUAUUAACUGA
Molecule: messenger RNA, 479 nt
Organism: Hibiscus syriacus
Lineage: Eukaryota; Viridiplantae; Streptophyta; Magnoliopsida; Malvales; Malvaceae
Product: nucleobase-ascorbate transporter 2-like
Exons: 3
Coding region: 87-479 (130 amino acids)
Biological process (GO): transmembrane transport
Cellular component (GO): membrane
Molecular function (GO): transmembrane transporter activity
Source: RefSeq, a predicted model, not a curated record